UUUCUUAUAACAUUGGGCUCACGUUUCGCAUACAUAUCUCUAUGAUUAACAUGAAAUAAAGUUAAAAUACUUGGGCUUAGACAAGCUUUCAUAUCUGUUUCAUGAGGCAGGCAUGUUCGAUCAGCUCUACAACAAUUUUCUGGUGUUAUUGGAUAAUCCAAAUCUAAAUAACGCCCUGAUGAGAAUAAUGCUAAGACUAAUUAAUUUCGCCCCACUCUUUACAUUGGUCUUAGCGGAUUUCUAUAGUUCGAGAUAUGAUGAUUUUGAUAUCCAACCACUAUUAGAGAACGACAGGGUUCUCUUAAGCUACACCAAGUGCUUUCUCGAUCAAGGACCUUGCACACCAGAAGCAAAAGAUUUUAAAAAGGCAAUACCAGAAGCUGUUCAAACUACGUGUGCCAAAUGUACUCAAAAACAAAAAAGUUUGAUUCGAACAGUGAUAAGGGCUAUAAUGGAUUACCAUCCUGAUGCUUGGGAGCAACUUGUUGAAAAGUAUGACAAAAAUAAGAGUUAUAGAGAGAAUUUCAAAACAUUUAUAGAAGGAAAUGAUUAAAGUGAUUUAUUAUGGAAAGUAA
Molecule: messenger RNA, 575 nt
Organism: Nymphalis io (European peacock)
Lineage: Eukaryota; Metazoa; Arthropoda; Insecta; Lepidoptera; Nymphalidae
Gene: CSP11
Product: allergen Tha p 1-like
Exons: 3
Coding region: 113-553 (146 amino acids)
Source: RefSeq, a predicted model, not a curated record